AUGAGCACAAAGCCAGCCUAUGGGGUGUACACCCCGCUCGUGACCUUUUUCCACGAGGACGAGUCGAUCGACUAUGAGAGCACCAAGGCGCACAUCAAACGCAUGCUGGAAGGGGGUGUGACCGGUCUGGUGCUGCAGGGCAGCAAUGGCGAGGCGCCACAUCUGAGCCACGAGGAGCGCAAGGAGAUAAUCCGGACAGCCCGCACAGAGGCCAGCUCGCUUGGUUUUCCGGGUCUGCAGCUGGUCGUGGGCUGCGGUGCGCCCAGCGUGCGCGAGACGCUGUCGUACCUUGCCGAGGCCAAGGAAGCCGGAGCCGACUUUGGCCUGGUCCUGCCGCCGGCCUACUGGUCUGCAGCGAUGACGCCGGCCGUCGUGGAGGGCUUUUUCAGCGCAGUAGCCGAAGAGGCAGCGAUGCCGAUCCUGAUCUACAACUUCCCGGGCGUGACGUCGGGCAUCGACAUCAGCUCCGACUCGGUCAUCCGGCUCGGCAAGAAGCACCCGGGCAAGAUUGUGGGCGUCAAGCUGACGUGUGGCAACCUGGGCAAGCUGCAGCGGAUCAGCUCGACGCUGCCGAGCGAUGGAUUUGCUCCGUUUGGCGGCAAGUCGGACUUUUUUCUGCCGGCGCUGGUGGCUGGAUCCAACGGCGUGAUCGCAGCGCUGGCCAACGUGGCGCCCAAGGCACACGUCGAGCUGCUGCGGCUGUAUCAGAGCGGCGAUCUCAAGGCGGCCAUCGCGCUGCAGUCCAAGCUGAGCCACGCCGACUGGGCCCUCUCCAAGGUGGGCGUGGCCGGCGUCAAGGCGGUCGUGUCACACUUCUUCUCCUACGGGACUGGCCGGGGCAGAAGACCGCUCGGCGUCACUACAGUGUCUGCCCUGGGCGAGGAUAUCGUCACGCCGAUCCAGGCGGUGGUCGAGAUCGAAAAGCAGCUUCAAUAG
Grosmannia clavigera kw1407 is the source of this 936-nucleotide messenger RNA. Its product is annotated as dihydrodipicolinate synthetase family protein. The coding region runs from base 1 to 936 and encodes 311 amino acids. The record is from RefSeq and is a predicted model, not a curated record. The transcript is spliced from 2 exons. Gene Ontology annotation, molecular function: 4-hydroxy-tetrahydrodipicolinate synthase activity. Lineage: Eukaryota; Fungi; Ascomycota; Sordariomycetes; Ophiostomatales; Ophiostomataceae.